Molecule: messenger RNA, 2540 nt
Organism: Betta splendens (Siamese fighting fish)
Lineage: Eukaryota; Metazoa; Chordata; Actinopteri; Anabantiformes; Osphronemidae
Product: serine/threonine-protein kinase PAK 4-like
Exons: 5
Coding region: 1887-2540 (217 amino acids)
Molecular function (GO): protein serine/threonine kinase activity
Source: RefSeq, a predicted model, not a curated record
GUGGUAAUAAGGAGCAGACACCUGCUGCCCUCAUUUUACGAGACGUGGACUGAGGGUGAGUGUCUGAGCCCCGGGGCCCAGGUUAAACACCUGUCGCUAGCUGUGCUCAUUUAAAUGCCUGGAGCUCACCUGUUCCCCAGCACCUGCCGUCUCAGGAAAAGUCAGAGCAGCUCAGUCACGGUUGUCACCGUGCUGAUAUCUGUCACAUCUCCUCUCUAACCUGGCAUGAACAUAAUUGUACUAAUGCUACGGUCAAUUAUUUACUUCCUGCCUUGCUCUGGUUUACUUUUACUUUGAGACCAGGUGUUUGAGGUAAGAGCUCCACUUUCUGCUUGUCCUCUAACACAGGCUUCCAGAAAAUAUUAGCAAACACAAAAAUCUGAAAGCCACAAUCCUGCGAUCUGUCUGCGAAUGAAGACGCUGUUAUUCCCGUUCUCCACAUACCCACUAGUUGUAAUUUACAGUUGUUGGAGCUCCUUAUGCUUUUAAUACCAAGCCAUUAACUGUGGGACCUCGUCCAUCCAGCUGUAAUGCAUCUACCAGUCGGAGGCAUGCCCUCGCUGCUUUAUCUCCUAGUUCUUCAGUUAACUCCAGUGCUCCCUGAUUCACGGCUGGAGGCAGCAGACGCCGUCUUUGCAGCAGUGUUCACUGAUUGAUUGCAUUGCAGUCUCAGUGGAACACUAAUGAUAGUUCUACAGUGAUUUAUAUCACUUUUUUCCCAGUUGUCACCAGAUUCAUUACGGCUGGAAAUAGGAAUUUAUCACGAGUGUUGUAACCUCGCAGUAUGAGACUGUUGGCUAAUGUCGAUGCAAUCCAACAGCUGGACGGUCACAGAUAAACCAUUUGUCACUUUUCUUAUCGUUACUGGCUUUAAAUCGAUAGGUGACCAUGAAUAUGAAGGCAGCAUAAUAAAAAGUAAUUGGUACGUGGAGCUACUAAUUAAGUUCUAAGGGAAACACACCCUGCUGAGGACAUCGUUCUUCAUCUGAACGUUGGAGUCUGUGCCACAUAAACCCAGAGUGUUGUCGGUGGAUAGGUUGAGAAGUGUUCAUCUCUCGCUGGCUUUGCUGCCUGUAGUAACACAUGUGCAUGUGAUCUGAACAUUCUCUGCUCGCUGCCGUUCCUGGACCUCGCUGCCGUUCCAGGGCGUGUGCUGCUUCAAGCUCCCCCGCUGAGAAAGGCUUUAUUAACAGAGUGUGACUCACGCCCUCCAACAUAGGACCCACCCAGAUCGCCCCAACGCUGCAUGCAUCGUUUUUCAUUGCUUUUUCUAACUUCCUGUGUUUUUUUUAUUGAUUUUUUACUUGGCCGCUCACUGUGUUUGUGGAAUCAUAAGACUGUAUCAGAACUUGAGGCCUGACUCCUGGGAGUGUCUCUCUUAAAUCCCAGUGACACAGCUGCAGCGGACAGUUCAGACCAGCAGUCUAACAUUCAGCAGUCAUAGAGCAGUCAUAGUAUUGGGGCAUGUUAAUGUGCAUGUGUUCUGUGUUGUGUCCCUGUUGUUGAUAUUCAGUGUGGAGGACCAAGCACACGAUCUUCUUCUGUGUGGGACCCACAGCACCACGCCCCGCAGUCCAAGUCCUGGUCCUCAAAGGAAAAUGUCACCCAGCAGUCUGUUUAGAAACCAGCACUGGGAAAAAGAUCUGUCUGAUAAAUUCAUGUCAGAAGUAUUUUAAGUCACUGUAGGGUGGGCGUCUGUUCUCUGUGGCAGGGAGGGAGCUGUCACAGUCAGAUCACAGGAUCUGUUGUCCUGAACCGAGCUCAGAGACUCUGGAGCUGUGAAUGAUGACAAGCCAAUGCCACUGGUGGAGGGUUCUUUGUUUACCACACACUUCAAACAUUUUAUCGUUGUCUGAUGCUAGGCUGCAGUUGCUUCAUCCGCCGUCAUGUUCACCAAAAAGAAGAAGUCUCGUAUCCAGAUCUCUGCCCCGUCUAACUUCGAGCAUCGUGUCCAUACGGACUUUGAUGAGCAGGAGCAGAAGUUUGUUGGGUUGCCACAGCAAUGGCAGUCGCUCAUCGAAGACACGGCCAAAAGGCCGAAACCCUUCAUCGACGCUACUAUCAUCACUACUGUAGAACCACGCAAGACUAUUGUGCGUGGCACCAAGAUGGGAGCGGACGGCUCUCUGACGUGGCUGCUGGAUGAGUUUGAUACCAUGUCGGUGACGCGUUCCAACUCCCUGCGGCGAGGAAGCCCUCCCGUUCAGCCUCGCCGGGACUCGAGCUCCUCAGGAGGAGGAGGAAGAGGCCAGGAGAACGGAGACCCCCACCACAGACACUACUCGCAGUCCGACAGACAGGAUCGAGAUCGAUCCAGACCAGAACACCAAACUGGAGUUGAGCGCACAGUGCAUCCUCCUCAGAGAGAGGACGGCGUCCAGGGUCGGCCUCAGCAGCAGCCCAGGGGCCAAGAACCCAGCAGGGCCCACAGAGAGCGGCCGGGCUCUGGCCCUCCCCCUCCCCCUCCCCCCCACAGAGAUAGAGAACCUCGGGACAGGGACCAGGCUGUUCACACCAAGGUCAACCUCUGUCUCCAGUGA